Molecule: messenger RNA, 2100 nt
Organism: Coniosporium apollinis CBS 100218
Lineage: Eukaryota; Fungi; Ascomycota; Dothideomycetes
Product: acyl-CoA oxidase
Exons: 2
Coding region: 1-2100 (699 amino acids)
Biological process (GO): fatty acid beta-oxidation using acyl-CoA oxidase; lipid homeostasis
Cellular component (GO): peroxisome
Molecular function (GO): acyl-CoA oxidase activity; FAD binding; fatty acid binding
Source: RefSeq, a predicted model, not a curated record
AUGUCUCCCACUCCAGCUUGGGUGAAGCAAUUGACCCCGUCCGGGCCUCAGGGUCAUGAGCUGUUGAAACAGGAGCGUGAGAAGUCGAAUGUUCCCGUCGACAAGCUAUCCGCGUUCCUGUUUACCAAGGAAGUCCUCGAACGGAAGCGCAGAGUCCUGAAGGUCCUGCAAUCCGAGGAGGUCUUCGACAAGUCCCAGAACUACUUUGCAGGGCGUGUGGACCGAUUCGAGACUGCAUUGGCUAGGGCAAAGAAGCUCCGCCAGCUGACGGUCAAGCACAAAUGGUCUCAGGAAGACUUCCGCGCGGCCACUGAGCUCAUCAGUGAGCCUGGUCCGUAUGGACUCCACGAGAGCAUGUUUCUGAUUACCACACGGGACCAGAGUACACCGGAGCAGAGGGAAAGGUUUUGGAAGCCGGCAGACAACUAUGAAAUCAUCGGGUGUUAUGCGCAGACCGAGCUAGGUCACGGUUCGAACGUGCGUGGUCUUGAGACGACCGCUACCUGGAACUCGGACGACAAGACCUUUACCAUCCAUUCGCCCCAUCUGACUGCUUCAAAGUGGUGGAUCGGAUCACUUGGUCGAACAGCCAAUCACGCGGUGGUUAUGGCCCAGCUCAUCAUCGACGGAAAGCCCUACGGACCGCAUCCCUUCGUCGUGCAGAUUCGAGACCUGAAAACCCACGAGCCGCUGGAGAACAUCCAUGUCGGCGACAUCGGCCCAAAGUUCGGGUACAACACCAUGGACAACGGAUUCCUCCUCUUCAACCAGGUCAAAAUCCCGCACAUCAACAUGCUCGCCCGGUUCUCCGCCGUCGAUCCAAAGACGAACAAAUACGUCCGGCCUGCCAACCCUGCGCUCGUCUACGGCACCCUAACCUGGGUGCGCAGUACGAUUGUGCUCCAAGCCGGCGGCGUUCUCGCGCGAGGCGUGACGAUCGCGACCCGCUACUGCGCCGUCCGCCGCCAGUUCCAGGAUCGCGACGCGAAAGAGGGGGAGAAGGGCGAGACCCAAGUGCUCAACUACACCAUGGUGCAGAUCCGGCUGUUGACGCUGCUGGCGGCGACCUUCGCGCUGCACUUCACCGGCAAGGGUAUGAUGGGGCUGUACGAGGAGAACCAGAAGAAGAUGUCGGCGGACGCCGGGCAGGCUGCGGACACGAAGCGUGGUGCGGGCCCUGAGGAGACGCAUUCGGGCAGCGACCUCCUCGCCGAUCUGCACGCUACGUCGUGCGGGCUGAAGAGUCUAGCGAGCACCACCGCGGCCGAGGGUCUCGAGGUCUGCCGCCGAGCGUGCGGCGGGCAUGGCUACAGCAACUUCAGCGGCAUCGGGCCGUGGUACUCCGACUACCUCCCCACGACGACAUGGGAAGGCGACAACUACAUGCUGACGCAGCAGGUCGCCCGCUACCUCCUCAAAUCUGCCCGCUCCGUCCUCAAAGGCAACAAGCCCACCAACGACACGACCCGCAUCCUGGCCCAUUUCCUGCGCAAAUCCGACAUCGGCGCCGCCUUCGACGUGCUCGGCCGGGACCAAGACCUCGUCUCCGCCUUCGCAUGGCGCACCGCCUUCCUAACCUUCGAGGCGCUCAAACACCGUGACGAGCAGAAGAAGGCCUGGAACGACCUCCUCGUCGACUUCUACCGCCUCUCAAAGGCGCACUCGCAGUACCUCGUCGUCAAGAACUUCUUCGAGGCCCUCGAGGCCCCCGCCACGCACAAUGAGCUCGACCCCGAGACCCUCGGGCUCCUGUACAAGCUGUUCCGCCUGUACGCGCUGCACACGCUCGAGCAAGAGGCCUCGGAGUUCUUCUCGAGCUCUGCGUGCACGGUGCGCCAGAUCACGUUGGCGCGCAACAACGCCGUCAUGAAGCUCCUGGAAGAAAUUAGGCCGCACGCGGUCAGGCUGGUAGAUAGCUGGGACUUCCCGGAUUGGCAGCUCGAUAGCAGUCUGGGCAGGUUCGACGGGAAAGUGUACGAGGACAUGUUUUAUAGGGCGAGUGAGCUGAAUCCGCUGAACAAGAUUACGGUGGACCCGUAUCCGGAUAGUCCGGUGCUGUUUAAGAGGGAUGAGAGGGAAAGGUUGAAUAGUAAAUUGUAA